Messenger RNA from Trifolium pratense (red clover), 1520 nucleotides. RefSeq names its product lipase-like. Bases 231 to 1304 code for a protein of 357 amino acids. Gene Ontology annotation, biological process: lipid metabolic process. Lineage: Eukaryota; Viridiplantae; Streptophyta; Magnoliopsida; Fabales; Fabaceae. The record is from RefSeq and is a predicted model, not a curated record. The transcript is spliced from 11 exons.
UAAUUUCUUCUUAUAUCCAAACCCAGAUUAUUUUUAAAUGACUCUUUGACUUCUCCUUUAACCCCUCUCACCGGAAAAACCCUUCACCGGAAAAUUUGCGGCGGUGAACAAACAUUCCCUUUCGGCGGUGCUUCAAUUUUCCCCUAAUUGUUACUCAAUUAUUUUUGGAACGUUGAUCCUAAUUUAAUUAGGUAUUUUUCUUUGGUAACAUUUAAUUAGAGUAUUAUAGUAUGGGGAAAAAUUGGUGGUGCUUGAUAUUGGUUACUUGGUUAUGCCUUUUUUCCUUUAUAGAUGCUAGAGAACUCAAGGCUAGGCACACGAGUCCUCUUGCCCAGUACAAUCAUACACUUGCUACAAUAUUAGUGGAAUAUGCUUCUGCGGUAUACAUGUCAGAUUUGACUCAGCUUUUUACGUGGACGUGCUCUAGAUGUGGUGACUUAACCAAGGGAUUUGAAAUUAUAGAGUUGGUUGUGGAUGUCGAGCAUUGCUUACAGGCAUUUGUUGGAGUAGCCGAGGAUCCACAUGCUAUUAUCAUUGCAUUCAGAGGAACUAAUGAACACAGUUUACAAAACUGGAUCGAAGAUUUAUAUUGGAAACAGCAUGAAAUAAAUUAUCCAGACAUGGAUGAUGCAAUGGUACAUCGUGGUUUUUAUACUGCAUACCAUAAUACAACAAUACGUCCUGCAGUUUUAGGGGCCGUUGAAAGAGCGAAGAAGUUUUAUGGAAAUAUUCAAAUUAUAGUGGUAGGACAUUCAAUGGGGGGAGCAAUGGCCGCGUUUUGUGCACUUGAUUUAACGGUAAAUAAACAAGAAAAUAAAGUUCAGGUUAUGACAUUUGGACAACCUCGUAUUGGGAAUGGUGUUUUUGCAUCUCUCUACAGCAAACUAGUUCCAAAUACAAUCCGAGUCACACAUGACCAUGACAUUGUUCCGCAUUUGCCUCCGUACUAUUAUUAUUUACCACAGAAGACAUACCAGCACUUCCCUAGAGAGGUGUGGCUUUAUAACAUCGGAUUAGGUAGUCUUGUGUACAGGGUUGAGAAGAUUUGUGAUGGAUCUGGCGAGGAUCCAUCUUGCAGCAGGUCAGUGAGUGGGAAUAGCAUCACAGACCACUUAGUCUAUUAUGGUGUUGACAUGGGAUCAGAUGAUCCAGAAGCAUGCAGAAUCGUUUUGAAUUCUUUUGUUCUGAAUACUGGUAUUAGAGAUUCAAAAGGAAACCUUGUUUUAUCUAGAGAUCCUGCAAAUUCCCUUCUCAAAUUGAGUAGAGAGUUUGACAGUCAAGAAAAGCCUAUUAGAGUCUAUUGAAUUGGCAUGAGAUAUCUCAUGCAACAUAUUGGUAGGGACAUUAUACUUCAAAGUUUUUCUUUCUUCAUGGUCCUUCCGGCGACGCAAGAGUUUUAUCAGAAUUAGCUGUGACUGGAAGAAGAUUGUGUGUAUAGUCUUGUAUAUAAUUCUUGUAUAUAUGAUUAAUAUUUCUUGAUACAGAAGUUAAGUGCAAUUUCACUUUCAAAUUCUACUGAA